This is a messenger RNA of Lachancea nothofagi CBS 11611, 912 nucleotides long. Lineage: Eukaryota; Fungi; Ascomycota; Saccharomycetes; Saccharomycetales; Saccharomycetaceae. The record is from the annotation of a GenBank genome assembly.
AUGUCAGAAGAACUUACGAUGCCUCAGGUCGUGGACGACCUGACUGGCCAACAGGAUUAUCGUAGAACAUUCAAAGACAUUGCGGCAGGCACAGCAGGAGGAAUCGCUCAAGUCUUGGUUGGCCAGCCAUUUGAUAUCACCAAAGUUCGCUUACAGACUUCAUCUACCCCUACUACUGCUGUUAAGGUGAUUCAAAACUUAGUGAGAAACGAGGGUCCAAAAGCGUUUUACAAAGGCACAACAACACCACUUAUUGGCGUUGGGGCAUGCGUCUCAUGCCAAUUCGGUGUCAAUGAGGCGAUGAAAAGGUAUUUUCACAGAAAGAACAAUUACUCCAGCUCUACGCUGAAACUUCCAGAAUAUUAUGCUUGUGGGUUCAUUAGUGGGAGCGCUAAUGGGUUUUUAACCGCGCCUAUCGAACAUGUCAGAAUUCGUCUACAGCUUCAAACCACGUCCCUCACGCGAGCCGAAUACAGUGGCGCAGUCGAUUGCAUAAAAAAACUAGUAGCCUCCGGAAAACUAAUGCGCGGUCUCACUCCUACACUUCUUAGGACAUCGCACGGAUUUGGUGUUUAUUUUUUAACGUACGAGGCUCUACUGAUAUCGGAGGCCAAGAGGGGUAUCGCAAGAGGUGAUAUUCAUCCAUGGAAACUGUGUAUGUAUGGCGCCUUUUCAGGUGCCCUCUUAUGGAUGACGGUAUAUCCUCUCGAUGUGAUAAAGUCUGUGAUGCAGUCGGAUAACCUUCGCCAGCCCGUUCAUGGGAGUAACCUGGUACAAGUGGCCAAAUAUAUUUACCGCGAAAGGGGGCUCAAGGCUUUCUUCAAUGGCUUUGGUCCAACCAUGAUAAGAUCUCUUCCCGUUAAUGGGGCGACAUUUACUACUUUUGAACUUGCAAUGAGACUAAUGGGUUGA